CCGGGAGGGGUCGCAUGCGCUGUCCAAGUGAAAACACUCAUUAUGGAAGAGCUCUUUCCUGUAGACCAGAAGAGGAACUCCUCCUAGCUUAUUUAUGGAACAAACUCAGAAUGUGACAGAAAACGAUGUGUUUGCGAUGGAAAGCUGUGCUGUGAACAGCGGGUAGUUGUUUCGGAGGAAUCCGGUGUUCUGGUGUUUUGUGUCGGACCAUCUCUGAGAGCCCUGGCAGCAGCACACAGCGGAGCAGGCAGAACGCCAACAUGGCCACAGACGCGUCGUUGAAGCCCUGCCAGAUGGACCGCAGUAGCAGCUUCUUUAAGCUGAUAGACACAUUUUCCACGGAGAUCUCAGAGCUGAAGCAGGAGAUGGUUCAAACAGCUAGAGAGCCAGACACAAAGCUCCUACAAGGUCUGGAAGGGGAGGUGAGUGGCCUGUUCCUGCAGUCGUCGGUUUGCACUGGUGCAGCAGGGGUCCGGGACUCUGGCUAUGACUCUCUAGGCCGGCGCAUAAGUGUGCUGGACAGACUGACACACACACACCCUGUCUGGCUUUUACUGCCACUCAAUGAUGAAGAAGCAAAACGCAUCCUGCAGCCUCAGCCACCCGGGACAUUUCUGGUAAGAAGGUCAUCUAAACUCCAGAAGAAGGUGAUUUCCAUGCGUAUGGACACAGACAGUUCUCCAGUGACUGUGAGGGACUUCCCAGUUACAGAGAGCCAGUACACCUUCUCCUUGGAGGGGUCAGGGAUCAGCUUCGCCGAUCUCUUUCGACUGGUGGCUUUUUGCUGUAUAAGCAGGGAUGUUCUCCCAUUUACGUUGAAGCUUCCUGGGGCGAUCUCUGCUGCAAAGACUACUACUGAUCUAGAAGAAGUAGCCAAGUUAGGAAUAAGAUUCUGGGACUCUAAGCUGUGCCAAAAGAAGAAGAGCUCUGUGCCUGAUGGAUCGGCUGUCCAGCAGGGAGUGAAGCAGGCAGGGCAAAGGAGGUCCCUUGGAGACAAUUUGACACCUGUCCCACGUACUCGAACCCCAUCCCAGUUGGAGUGCAGUCAGUCAAAUGGGGCUCUGUGCUUCAUCAACCCCCUCUUCCUACAGACACACCGCUCUGAACCUGCUUCCACAGAGAUUGUGACCUCAGCAGCAUCUGGAGACAACUGUGCACUUUCACACAGCAGCAGCUCCUCUACUCAGGUCAAAAGCCAUACAAGGCCUCAAAGCAUCCUUCGCCGUGCCAUCAGCAAAGAAUACGCUAGAAACAACGGCGUAAAUAGAGGAGAAAGUUUGUCCCGCUCCCCUCCACCUCGACCACCCCCACCCCGCACCAUCCCGAGUAGACCAGCCGUCCCAAUCAAGCAGAAGAGCAUGCCUGAGACUGGCGUUAGCUGGAUCAAAAUGCCCCAGGAGAAAACGGGCCUGCUGGGGCGCCUGAGUUCCUCGUUCAGCUCCCUCACCCUUUCACCCUCGUCACUCAGCCUCAGCUCACCCAUUCCCAUGCCAUCUUGCCAUGGAAGUAGAGCUUCCAGCAUUCCUGAUGCAGAGGGUCAGCUCUGCCACCUAGCAUUGGAGGACCAGAUCAUCGAGCAGGCAGUGUCUCAAAGCCUGGCCAAGCAGGCAUUAAGGAAUGCAGCCUUGGAGAGCAGAAGCCCUGCAGAGGAGGGCAGCCCCAUAGGCCGAGAGAGACUUAGUGACAUUAGCAUCUCCACCUCCUCCUCUGACUCUUUGGACUACACUCCCAGCUUCACACUGCCCGCAGCAGCCAGCCCCUCCAGAGCUGACAGCAGCCUGGAGGAGGAGGAUGAUGAUGGCGUUGGUGUGGAGAGUGAUCAGGAGCUGAGCAUAGAGCCACCCUUCAAGCCCAAGAAGCGGCACAGCGCUGGCACGUUUGUGCUGCCACGGGCACUCAAAGGACAUCUGCGUAAGGUCAGCGGCGUCUUUAAUUCGCUCAUGACACCAGAGAAAAGAGCAGUGAAAAGGAUUGUAGAGCAAUCCCAGAACAAAAGCACAUACUUUGGUUGCCUGGUGCAGGACUACAUGAGUUUCAUGCACGAGAAUUGCAGCUGCCAUGAAUCAGGCCUUGAGCUGCUGCAGACCGUCCGGCAGUUCAUGACUCAAAUGAAAUCCUACCUGCUGCAGAGCUCGGAGCUCAACCCUCCCAUUGAGUCCCUCAUUCCAGAGGACCAGAUUGAUCAGGUACUGGAGAAAGCCAUGCACAAAUGCAUCCUGAAGCCUCUGAAGCCUGUGGUAGAGGCGGCUCUACACAACUUCCAGGUGAGCAGUGGAGUCUGGCAGCAGCUGAAGGAGAACCUGGCAUUGGCCAAAACCAAACAGCCGCAAGAGAUGGGUGUAGACGGAGCCAUGCCACCAGACCCUGUGGCCAUAGAGAAGAUUCGCCAAAAGUUCCACAAUAUGAGCAAGAUGUACUCACCUGAGAAAAAAGUGUCACUACUGCUCCGUGUCUGCAAGCUCAUUUAUACUAUCAUGGAAGACAAUUCAGGGAGAAUGUACGGGGCGGAUGACUUCUUACCUAUGCUGACAUAUGUGUUGGCUCAAUGUGACAUGCCUGAACUGGACACAGAGAUUCAGUACAUGAUGGAGCUACUGGAUCCCUCUCUGCUACAUGGAGAAGGUGGAUACUACUUGACAAGUGCAUAUGGAGCCAUGUCUCUCAUUAAAAACUUCCAGGAAGAGCAGGCUGCACGGGUGCUGAGCUCAGAAACCCAUAACACACUCCACCAGUGGCACCGCAGACGCACAGCUCAGCGCAGCACACCAUCCGUGGACGACUUUCAGAAUUACCUAAGAGUGGCACUCCAGGAACCAGACAGCGGUUGUACAGCUAAAACUCUGCAGGUGCGACCAUACGCCACCACAGAGGAGGUGUGUCAGUUAUGUGCUGAAAAGUUCAAGGUGCAUGACCCUGACAACCAUGCCCUGUUCCUGCUGACGGAGGAGAGCACGCAACAGCUGGCCCCAGACACACACCCACAGAAGAUCAAAGCAGAGCUGCACAGUCGCCCGCAGAUUCAGGCGUUUUACUUCAUCUACCGCCGAAUCCAGAACCGCAGCCUUACUGCUCCAGCAGACGAAUUCAAUGGAAACUCAGUGCCUGUCUGAACCCGAAGCUUCUGAAGCCUGCAUUUCCUCUCUCAUCUAUAAGUUUUUUCACAGCACCACAAAGCCAAUAGUGCUGUUUUGGAAAUGUUUGCAUCUGAAGGAAACGGAAAAUGAUGCUGUGCCCUGAGGAAAGAAGGAAGGAAGGACGUGUCUGACAGAUGCUGCAUUUUCAGCUCUUCUUUGUCUUUUUUUAAUCUUUUAGGAACUGGAACGUGAGUAUCACAUUUGAGGAAGCUACUUUUAUGUUGUAUACAAUACAAACGUUCACUAUGAAUGUGCAUGUUCAUAAUGGAGCAAGGCCUAUUUAAUAGCUGUUUAAAGGUUCUCUUUGCUGAGGAUUUUCUAUACAGCUUCAGUAUAAAUAAUGCAGUGCUCUACAUGACUGCUCUUUUUUAAAGGGCAAAAUGUACUUGAUAUGUUUUAAAUAGCCUGCUAAUGCUCAUAUGGUGGCUGGCUUCAGGAAGCUGCUUAGCCCACAGUCCGACAUGUCAUGUAAUAUGAGCAACUCUACUACCAAGGACAUGAAGGAAUAGAUAUCUAUAUCAGACUUUACACUUUGCAUUUUUAUAUACUGAAAACCUAAUUGUUAACAUUUUAUAAAAAACGUUUUUUAUGCAGUUGCUGGUAAACUGCUUUCUUUUAUAUAUGAAAAAAUAAAAUAGUAUAAUAAUGCAUGCAAUUGUCGGUUAAGAAUAUCAACUAAGAAGCAGGCAGUGUUGCCAGUGAUGUUUUAUAAUAUGUGUUUUUGUAUGAAUGAAAUCAUGAGUCAGCGCUGGUAGUUAAUCCGUAAUCCACAAACAUGUUUGUGCUCCCAUCCCUGUUAAUUUAUAAAACACUUUUGGAAUGAAUAUGAAUAUAAAUGAAAUCUUGAAUCCAAGUUGUAGAGAAUACUGUACUACUGACAAGCUAAAGGCUUGUGUGUGAAUAAUUCUGAGCUGCAUCUCAGUGGUUUAUGGUCCUUGCUGGCAAGUUUCUGAAAGUGUGCAGUGUAACAGGAAGGUUGUUUGAGAGUGAGCAGGAGUAGAAUGUAAAGAAAUUAGAAAGGAUUAUCUGGAAGGUAAUACAAGAAUGUGAUUACAUUCAGUGGAAGAACAUCUCAAGCAGUGGAUUUUAUACACAUUUUACUGUAAAUUCUGAUCAGGGAACAAUUGAGUAAAUUGUGGGGGUUUUUUUGUUUGGUUUGUUUUUGUUUAUCAUACGUUUAUGCCUAACUACAAAGAUUAAGAUUUACCAAGUGUGUGAUUUCCUGUUAAAGUGCUGUGCAUUUUUUUUAAAAAUUUUUUUAUGUCUGGACAUCCAUGGUAGAAAUGUUAAAGACUGUGAUAAGUAGGCUGUCUGGUAAGAUGAGACCAGAUCAAUGCAAUACGCUAACCCCUGUAGCAUUGGCAGAAACACGUCAUGGGCAUCAGGACAAACAUAAGACGUGAUGUUAAAUUGUCUUUUUUAAGUCUAAAUGUAUAAUGUAAAUGUUUUUUUUAACUAGAUAUUUUAAGGUUGAUACGUAUAUAUUUAUGCAAUCUGUGCAGGGAUUUAUCACAGAUUUUUUCUUUGGAGGGGAAAAAAAAAGAAAACCUUAAACCUUCAUAUGUCUUAAAAUGUUUCACUACUAGCACUCCCAUAAGUGUAAGUUUUGUAUGUGGCAUUUAUUCAUGAACAAUACUAUUUUGCACACAAUAAAAUAAGAAUAUAUACA
Ictalurus punctatus (channel catfish) is the source of this 4803-nucleotide messenger RNA. It is a transcript of the gene rin2a, whose product is annotated as Ras and Rab interactor 2a. Gene Ontology annotation, molecular function: small GTPase binding; guanyl-nucleotide exchange factor activity. The transcript is spliced from 12 exons. The record is from RefSeq and is a predicted model, not a curated record. Gene Ontology annotation, biological process: signal transduction; vesicle-mediated transport. NCBI's taxonomy places the organism in Eukaryota, Metazoa, Chordata, Actinopteri, Siluriformes, Ictaluridae. Gene Ontology annotation, cellular component: cytosol; endocytic vesicle. The coding region runs from base 261 to 3110 and encodes 949 amino acids.